AGUUAUAACUUCUCUUCUCUCUCUUCUCUAUCUUCUCCCCCAAUUCUCUCUAUUUUGGUAUAUUCAUUAAGUCGAUCUGUAAUCUUAGAUUUUGUCCAAAAUAUUAAUUGGGGUCUGUUGUUUGUAAUCUAUAUAUUGUUGGGUUGUGCUUGUAUUUCUGUAGAUUUGUAAUUGUGUGUAUCUACCAUGGGAGGAGCUUCAGUAUUGGAGAACGAAGUCGACGACCUCGCAGAUUUGCCUCCUGGUUUUAGAUUUCAUCCCACUGAUGAGGAGAUAAUAACUCAUUAUCUCACCGAGAAGGUGAUGAACAGCAGCUUCAGUGCAAGAGCCAUCGGACAAGUUGAUCUCAAUAAGUGCGAGCCAUGGGAUUUACCAAAGAAAGCGAAGAUGGGUGAGAAGGAAUGGUACUUCUUUUGCCAGAGGGAUAGGAAGUAUCCGACCGGGAUGAGAACAAAUCGAGCUACGGAAUCAGGGUAUUGGAAGGCCACCGGGAAGGAUAAGGAGAUUUACAAGGGAAAAGGGUGUUUGGUUGGCAUGAAAAAGACACUUGUUUUCUACAAAGGAAGAGCACCCAAGGGAGAGAAAACCAAUUGGGUCAUGCACGAAUACAGACUCGAAGGAAAAUUUUCAUACUACAACUUCCCUAAACCCGCAAAGGAUGAAUGGGUUGUGAGUAGGGUUUUCCACAAAAACACUGGGAUUAAAAGAAGCCCAAUUACUGGACUUAUGAGGGUGAGCUCUGGAUCUUUUGUGGAUGAUCUGUUAAUGGAUUGUCCUUCUUCAAAUUCAUUGCCGCCAUUAAUGGAGCCAUUCUACUCGAACAGCGAAAGACCGAGCUCAAGCCUUGGCUAUGGCAGCACAGAAGAUGCCGAAUUCAAAGGGACAACAAAACCUUCACCAAUGAGAUCUUCAGAUGGAAAUUACCUCAUGAUCAACUCCUACUUGGACCAACAAUUUCAAAGGCAACAACAAGACCACAAUAACAAUUUCCUCAUGCCAACUGGUGUUUACAAUCCAAGUAACCAAACAAUGCCAAACAACAUUUUCUACCCCCAAACACAGCUACAAAAUCCCAUGGCCUUUCCUAUGCAAGCAUUUGAUUCCAUCCCGAGUUUUCAACCCUCUUCAGGCCUCAUGAAGGGUUCAAAUGAUGCCAUUCUACGAUCUCUCGGGACCGAGCAGCUGGAGAGGCAGUGCAAGGUGGAACAAUUCUCCUCCAACCAGUCCAUGGUCAGCCUGUCACAAGACACCGGACUCAGCAACGACAUGACCGCCGAGAUAUCGUCGGUGGUUUCGAAGCAAGACAUGGGAAGCAACACUACUAGGUCUUAUGAUCAGCAAGACCUUGAUCAAGGUGGUCAUAUUUCAGACUUGGACUGUUUCUGGAGCCCCAACUACUGAAGACUUGAUCAAUUGUGUCUGGGUGAUAAUUCAUAAUUAAGAGUCCUAACCAUUUCUUAGGAUUGGCAUAGAUCAUCAGAUUUUAGGUAGUCUUCUUUGUUAUAUAGUAGUUUAAUUAAUUAGUCCAAAGGAAAAUUAAAAUGCCUGUUCAUGCUUGUAGAAACUACUGUAUAAAUUUAUGUAUGAUUUCCAGUCAUUUUCGGAUUUAUGUUGUUAUAGAAAACAUCAAUUACUUUAUACAGCCUCUGUAUAUGUACAUUUUUAUUCAUUCAUUUAUUUAUUUUUCGAUAA
Cornus florida is the source of this 1692-nucleotide messenger RNA. RefSeq names its product NAC domain-containing protein 87-like. The record is from RefSeq and is a predicted model, not a curated record. NCBI's taxonomy places the organism in Eukaryota, Viridiplantae, Streptophyta, Magnoliopsida, Cornales, Cornaceae. Gene Ontology annotation, molecular function: DNA binding. Gene Ontology annotation, biological process: regulation of DNA-templated transcription. The transcript is spliced from 3 exons. Bases 187 to 1401 code for a protein of 404 amino acids.